Messenger RNA from Caenorhabditis bovis, 483 nucleotides. The record is from the annotation of a GenBank genome assembly. Lineage: Eukaryota; Metazoa; Nematoda; Chromadorea; Rhabditida; Rhabditidae.
AUGCCAUCAUGCGAUUCCCCAGUCAAACUUGGUAAAACAUGCACUACUGGCAAACCAGUGGUUAAAUGGUAUUAUGACACGAAAAUGUUAUACUGCUAUCCAUACAAAUAUUUGGGUUGCGACGAAGGCUCGAACUCGUUUGCGACUCAGGACGAAUGUUUUUCAAUGUGUAAACCAGCUGAUCAGGUGUCCUGCGGUGGAAAUACGGAUAUUUUGGGAAACUGUUCGCCUCAUGAUGGUGGUGAUAGCUGUCCAGCCGGACAAAUAUGUGUGAAUGGAGGAAAUAUUGGAUUGUGUUGCGAUAAAAAAAUUCAAGAAGCGUGGGAUCUUGAGCAAUCACCAAAAUGCAAACAAGGAAGUCCCGUGCAGAUUUCCGUAUGGUACGGCAAGACCCCACUAAUUGGACGCAAUUGCUCCCAUAGGUUCUGUCCAGAUGAUUCGAAAUGCAUUCAAGGAAAAUGGACUGCACAUUGCUGCAAGUGA